GGGAGGUAGUAUGGCAUGUUGUUGAUAUUGCGAAAGGUUACUUCCUGGACUCCUACUACGGCAUAACAAAAGUUACGCCUAUGAAUGCACGCAUAUACCUUGGCUAGAAGGGUUCGUAUUUUUUUCCUAGUAAUUGGAGUAUCUCCAUGACGCGCCAGUUUUCGUAUUAGGAUGGUAGAAAACAAUGAUGAAGGUGCAGGGAUUGCCUCGAUCCAGAGACAUCUAUCAAAAGAUGUAUCCGUCAUGCUUGGACCCAGUGCAUUUGGGUGUUGAUGUCGGUGAAGGUGCAACUCCCUCCAUCGCACAUCAUUCGCAGGACUUGGUAGCGCAGUGGUGGCACCUACGACAGUUUGUCAAGAAAAUACGGACGCUACCUAAGGUGUAUGCAAUCACACCUAUGGGCGUUGGUGGAGAAAUACAACACCAAUCUCGAGUGUAAUAGAUGGUGAAUGUGAUAGAUGAUGUUGGUCUAAAAGUGAGCCACAGAAACAAAAUUUUGGAUACUAUGCUGAGCAGGCUUUAGAGUUCAAGAUACAAUAUCAUUGAACUGCUGGAAAUGAGUUUGCAGGUGAGUAUAUGCGCUGCUGAAAAUGAAGAAUAGGGAAAGUGGGACGUGGUCGCGGUUGAAAGGAGUGAAAGAGUG
Serpula lacrymans var. lacrymans S7.9 is the source of this 643-nucleotide messenger RNA. RefSeq lists its product as uncharacterized. NCBI's taxonomy places the organism in Eukaryota, Fungi, Basidiomycota, Agaricomycetes, Boletales, Serpulaceae. The record is from RefSeq and is a predicted model, not a curated record. The transcript is spliced from 4 exons. The coding region runs from base 185 to 439 and encodes 84 amino acids.